UCGUUAAAUACUGAAACGAACAUGAAGAACAACGGCUUUGGCAAUUUGGAGGCGAAGGCGGCGGAGGCUCAAUUCUGUUGAAUUGGAGCAAUACAACCAAUAUAAUUGCCAUAAUCCUGUGCUAUUUGAGUGAAUUCGAGAGAACCUAACAAUCUGGUAUCAGAGCCUCAUCCCCGUUGUGCUAGUUCUACCGAAUUCUGCUGCAAAAUCCUGAGGGAGGAUUGGGAUUUUUCUUCGGAUUAAUCCCGCGAAAAGGCAACUUGCCUCCCCUAGGUUAGCGGAAUUUGGUCUAGCCCUAACACCGAGACUCGGAGAUGGCGCAGGAUAGCAGCAAGCUGGAUCUGCUGCUGAAAAUGGUGGAGGAGAACGAGAAGAAGCGCGUGGUGGCGGAUGAGCGCACUAGGGCGGAGUAUCUGGAGCUCAAGAAGAUGGUGGAAUCUAGAAUUCCAGCCGUGGAGAGGAAGGUCGAGGAUAUCGGAGAAGCUUUCCAGGCGAUGAAUACCAAAGUGGAUCUGAUCGAGAGCACUCUUCAGCGGCAAAUCAAGACUGAGAAGACAUCGGGUGGCAAUGGGAAGAUUGGGACCGCUUCGGGGCCAUCAUCUCCAAAGUUCUCCGGUACUGCAUCUGAACAAGCCACCUGGGAAGAUCUGGAGGAGCUGAAGGCAAGGUUCCCUAAAGCAAUGGCUUGGGGACAAGCCAUUUCUCAAGGAGAGGGGAUUGUCAGGUGUCCACCUGUUCCACCUGACGAUGAUGUCGCUGAAGAAGAAGAAGAGAAGCUGGCUGAAGAAGAGUAGGAAAAGCUUACUGAAGAUGAUGGAGAAGAAGAGCAGAUAACUGAAGAGGGCGAGCUGGUGGCACGCGAGGAGGAUACUCAGACUAAGGAAGAUGACGCACAGAAGACACGUCUAGCAAGGCCCAAGAAGCCCAACCCAAAGUACCAUGGCGCAGAGUGGGUGGCGUGACAACUGGCGUGCGUGAGUUGUACCCGUGAGAGAGAGUUGCGUGUGGGAGUUGGCUUGUAUCGUUAAAUACUGAAACGAAUACGAAGAACAACGGCUUUGGCAA
Messenger RNA from Oryza sativa Japonica Group (Japanese rice), 1065 nucleotides. RefSeq lists its product as uncharacterized. NCBI's taxonomy places the organism in Eukaryota, Viridiplantae, Streptophyta, Magnoliopsida, Poales, Poaceae. The record is from RefSeq and is a predicted model, not a curated record.